AUGUCUGGAGGAAGAAAUCCCAUGGAGGAGGCCUACGAGCGCUUCAGGGCCGUCGCUCAACAGCAGCAGAAGCGCGGCGGCUUCGGCGGUGGCGGCAUGCCCGGCGGCCCUCGCGGCGCUGGCAUGGGACUUGCCGGUCUGGUUCUUUUGGGAGGUGCUGCCUUCGUGGCCCAGAAUGCGCUAUUCAACGUCGAUGGUGGUCACAGAGCGAUCAAGUACCGGAGGACAACGGGUGUGAGCAAGGAGAUCUACAGCGAAGGAACCCACUUGAUCAUCCCCUGGUUCGAGACCCCCGUCACCUACGAUGUUCGCGCGAAGCCCAGAAACGUCGCCUCUCUCACCGGAACCAAGGACUUACAGAUGGUCAACAUCACCUGCCGUGUUCUUUCCAGGCCUGAUGUUAAGGCCCUGCCUCAGAUCUACCGCACUCUCGGCACAGACUACGACGAGAGAGUGCUUCCAUCCAUCGUCAAUGAGGUUCUGAAGAGCGUUGUUGCUCAAUUCAACGCUUCCCAACUCAUUACCCAGAGAGAGAUGGUUGCCAAGUUGGUUCGCGAGAACCUCUCCCGCCGUGCUGCACGGUUUAACAUUCUGCUGGACGAUGUGUCCCUGACGCACCUUGCCUUUUCCCCGGAAUUCACAGCUGCCGUUGAGGCGAAGCAGGUUGCCCAGCAAGAAGCUCAGCGCGCGGCGUUCGUUGUCGACAAGGCUCGCCAGGAGAAGCAGGCCAUGGUUGUCAAGGCCCAGGGUGAGGCUCGCUCUGCUGAGCUGAUUGGAGAUGCCAUCAAGAAGAGCAAGGCCUACGUCGAGCUGAAGAAGAUUGAGAACGCGCGCGCCAUUGCUCAACAGAUGCAGGAGUCCGGCAGCAAGAACCGUUUGUUGCUUGACUCUGAGGGCCUGGGCCUGAACGUGUUUGAUGAUAGCGAGAAGAAAUAA
Messenger RNA from Colletotrichum paranaense, 936 nucleotides. Its product is annotated as SPFH domain/Band 7 family protein. Gene Ontology annotation, biological process: mitochondrion organization. The coding region runs from base 1 to 936 and encodes 311 amino acids. Gene Ontology annotation, cellular component: membrane; mitochondrion. The transcript has 3 exons. NCBI's taxonomy places the organism in Eukaryota, Fungi, Ascomycota, Sordariomycetes, Glomerellales, Glomerellaceae. The record is from RefSeq and is a predicted model, not a curated record.